This is a messenger RNA of Gekko japonicus, 1907 nucleotides long. RefSeq lists its product as uncharacterized. The record is from RefSeq and is a predicted model, not a curated record. The transcript has 2 exons. Lineage: Eukaryota; Metazoa; Chordata; Lepidosauria; Squamata; Gekkonidae. Bases 156 to 1142 code for a protein of 328 amino acids.
GCUCCUGGCCACAAAAAAGGGGCCGGGCCGCAGGGCGGAUCCUCGAGCUGAAAACUGCGGAGGCGAAAACGAGAGGUCGAGCGCCGGAGAAGUUGGAGCUGAGCCGAUCCCUCCUUUCCCGGCAUCUGUGGGGUGCAGACAGUGCUCUCACCAGCAUGAAAGACGAUAUCAGUGUUUGUGAGCCGCUCCUGGAGGAGGGAGACCACAGCAACCUGGUACCUGUACAGAGAGUCUCAUACAGAGAGAGGCUCUGGGGAAUUCUUCCACACCGUUCUGUGAUACCCUGUCUUAAUUUAUGGAACCAUUUGGAUUAUGGCAAGGCCUCUUUUCCCCACAAGACUUCAAAGGAGAAGGCCACUAUGACGGAGGCUACUGGGCCUCCAGUCAAGAAAAGAAUCUGCACUUUGCUUCUGGCCCUCAUCUUCCUAGCCAUUGUGCUAAUCAUGCUGAGUGCCUCCUACCUCUUUUUCAUUUGGUCACCGUGGAGCCAGCCAGCUCAGGCUGAAGUUGACUGGAUCACAGUCUGUGAGAACACAACAGAGGCCAUCUUGGUGGUGCCAGAAAAGCUGAGUGUUGCAACUCUUCUGAAAGCCCAGAGCCAAGAACCACCUCAGAGAGCCAUGAGGAAUUGCUUGGACGAAGCUGUUCUGAAGUUCUCGGAAGAAGGUGUGUUAAAGAAGAAUGCCAGGAUGGUCCUUCAGUGUAAUGGAACGAGGCGGGAGUUCCUGUCUGGAGAAGGGGAAAAUGACAUUGAAGUAGUCUGGAUCAGUGGAAGGGUGGAAUACCUUGUCCAUGAAGCCAGCCCCGAAGUCCGUGUGGCGAGGCUUGGCCGCCAUCCUUUGCCACUGAAUCUCACCACUAUUAUUGGUGUUCGCGAAGAUCUGGCCACCCAGGCUGCCUUGGAGGAGCUACAGGACUGCCUUGAUAAGGUUGUGCAGGAAUUUCCCCGGGAGCCUAUGGUGGUGCAAAACAGUGCCAUGUUGAUGGUAUCAUGUGGGGCAGACCUGAGCUUCAUCUCUGGCGAGGGACAGACCAAGAUCAAUGUGUACAGAGAAGACUACAUGAAUGGGGAUAUUCAGUAUCAGGUGAAAGCUACCGGGUGGGCUUGGUGGGCCAGGCUUUUCACGAGGGGCUCCACCUAGCUCAGAGACUGAAGGUGAACGAUGGCUGGGCAGACAGAGGUGGGGGCAGCAUUGUGAAACUCUGCUCAGGACAGAGAGAGUUGAUUAUAUAGCAAUUCCCUGCUUUCGAAAGUUCAGGGAGGGAGGGAGUUGAAUUCAGCUCAGUCUUCAGUGCCUGUUCAUUGCAUGGUGGGCAAUAAUAAAUUUUUCAGAUGUAGUUAUUUAGCAGACCAGCAGUCUUGUUCAGUAUUUUAUUCCAAGAUGCGUCUCCUGAAACAAGGGACAGUGCAGAAUCUCAAAUUGAAUUUUGGGAUUUAAAAAUCUGCGAUUUUUGCCCACAAUAAAUCAACCGACAGGAAAAUAAAUGAUAGAAAACUAAAAGUAUACACAUAUAUUGGUUCAGUGCUUCAUAAAUAACACACAGUGUUUGAAAAUCUUCUUUGGCUUUUCUGAUGCAUCAAGUACAGUGCCUAUAAGGAUAUUGUAGUAAAUCAAUACAGAUAAAAUGCACCUUUUUUUUUUAGAAGUGGGGAGGAAGAAGGGAAGAGCAGAUGACAUUUUUAGGCAUUACUGGAACAUACCUAACUUGCUAAUCAUAAGGUCAAAGAUGCAUGGGUGAUUCAUGACCUGGAACUUGCUCGACAAUCUUUUUCUUUCUCCAGAGCCAAAAUACUGCACUUUCCAUAUUUUUGUUCUGUAUUUAUUCGAGUGGAGUUUUUAAUGUCUUUGCAGCAGAAGUCUGAAUGUGAUGGUUUCUUUUAAAAAUUCGGUGAAUGUAUAGUUUUG